Dothidotthia symphoricarpi CBS 119687 is the source of this 992-nucleotide messenger RNA. RefSeq names its product mitochondrial ribosomal protein subunit L23. Gene Ontology annotation, biological process: mitochondrial translation. Gene Ontology annotation, molecular function: structural constituent of ribosome. Gene Ontology annotation, cellular component: mitochondrial large ribosomal subunit; ribosome. The transcript has 2 exons. The record is from RefSeq and is a predicted model, not a curated record. NCBI's taxonomy places the organism in Eukaryota, Fungi, Ascomycota, Dothideomycetes, Pleosporales, Dothidotthiaceae. Bases 112 to 756 code for a protein of 214 amino acids.
CACCGAUUUCGACGCCUGGCUUGCGCAACAGACGACUCCUCGAUACCUGCUCUCGCUCGCGGUCUGCCACAAGCAUACUCACCCCCUGGCUCUUUGCGUACAAUUUCUGCCAUGGACGCUGUACCUAUUACGAAAAAGCUCAUUGCUUUCGGCAGCAACAAGAUCUAUCUGCCUAAGUUCACAGUAGCGCUCCUGCGAACACCGACACUCUCUCCCUACCACGCGCGAUUCCAAGUCCCACUCGAUUUCUCCAAAUACGACCUCCGCGACUACCUCUACCAUGCCUACAACGUAAAAUGCUUCAACGUCCGAUCAUAUGUCAAGCAGAUGCCCGUGCGAGACACACGAGAACAGCCACGACAUUGGUUCCGUCCUGAGUCGAAGAAGUACAUGACGGUCGAGAUGGAGCUGCCGUUUGUCUGGCCCGAAACGCCUAACCUGGAGCCCUGGGGGAAGAAUGCAAAGCAACAGGAGGUGAAGGAUUCAAUCAGCGCGAACAAUCCUGAUAGCAAGGAAGAGGUCAGGAAGUCUGCCAGAGUCCUGAAGGAGCAGGUUGGUACGCUACUGGGAAAGAGGGAGGCGAAGAACCUAUCGACCACGGGGGGUCGACAGGCGGAACUUACUGAGAGCGAACGACUCGAGGAAAAGGAGAGACAGAGGUUGAAGACAAAAUCGCCGUUAGAGGUGUGGGAACAGAAAAGAUCGGGGAAGGUGGUGCGCAGCGAGGAAGCUGAACGGUUCACGAUCAAGGCAUAGCGUCAUUCGGAGAUGCCAUGUAUGUUUGAUUGUAUUAUAUGUAUAAGGGUAGAACAAGGAUUCGUCUGCGGCUCUUGUAAACCAGACACUUCACCACCCACUUAUAUAAAGGUGUUGCGGGAAUGAUUUAUGAACAAUGACCUGCAUGGACGAAAAGCACGGCGAACUGCCAGUUUUCAAUACAUGUAAUGAUGAUUUCAUAUUUGUUCUAAUUUACAAUUGACUCUAUGGUCGGC